Cyprinus carpio (common carp) is the source of this 2831-nucleotide messenger RNA. Its product is annotated as gap junction protein delta 4. Gene Ontology annotation, biological process: cell communication. Gene Ontology annotation, cellular component: connexin complex. Lineage: Eukaryota; Metazoa; Chordata; Actinopteri; Cypriniformes; Cyprinidae. The record is from RefSeq and is a predicted model, not a curated record.
CAAUGGAGCUCACAUCUCUCGUCUUCUGUUGUCUGGGAACAGUUGUUGUCAGGGCAGAGGUAAGAUGGGAAGCCAAGUUGGUGGAUACGCGUGAGUCUUGCCGUUGUGGAUUUCAUCCAAACUGGUGUGUAGGACCUGACCGGGAAUUUGAGGGCUUGUAAAUAGUGCUUAUUUUUAAUGCCCACAUAGACUGAGUUUAAUACAGACUUUGUGUGGAAUCAAGUGGGCUGUGAGUUGACCAGUGGGAUAUCCUGGGUUUGGAGGCCUAAAUCUGCUGGCAUGGCUAAACAGACUGCAUCUGAAAUUAUCUUCAUAACAUUGAACCACAACAUCACUCUCAUAGGGAAAGCAUGGCUCGUCCUGGUGGUAUUCCUCAGAAUCCUGGUCUUGCUGUUUGCUGGUUAUCCCCUCUACCAGGAUGAGCAGGAAAGAUUUGUGUGUAACACCAUUCAGCCCGGUUGUGCCAACGUGUGCUACGACAUGUUUGCCCCUCUUUCCCUUGUCCGAUUCUGGCUGGUGCAGCUCACCACCCUUUGCCUUCCUUAUGUGGUGUUUGUCAUCUAUGUGAUCCACAAAGUGAGUUCUGGUCUACCUGCUGACAGCGGGACUUCUGAGUCCAUAAAAGCAGACUCCAUCUAUAAGAUCCAUCAAGAAUCGUUCAGGAAAGCAUCUCUUUGUAAGACCAUCAUGAAGGCUGAGAAGGGCCUGGUGCAGUACUUCACAGGAGCCUACAUCUUGCAUCUGUUGCUUCGGAUAGUUGUAGAAGCUGGAUUUGGAGCUGCACAUUAUUACUUGUUUGGCUUCCACAUCCACAAACGCUUCAUGUGUCAGCAAUCACCUUGCACAACAAUGGUGGACUGCUACAUCUCUAGGCCCACUGAGAAAACCAUCAUGCUGAACUUUAUGUUGGGGGCAGCCGCUUUGUCCUUGCUACUAAACGUGUGCGACCUAAUCUGUGCCAUCCAGCGCUCUGUGAGGCAAAAAAGCAAGGGAAAGAUGCUAGUAGAGAAGAUGUACGCAGAGGAGCAGUACUACUUGUCAGGGAAUGGGAAUCAAGGUGUCGACACCAGCAUCCAGCCGAAUCAAGAUGUGAUGGGACCGGGAGGGUUCCGCAAAAGAGGGACCAGAAACUCAAGUUGCGAUGAAGCUGCUUCCAUUCUUUUGGACGAUGACCCUCCACAAGCUUCACCUCUUGCAGGAAUGCCUACAAUUGCUGGAAUGCCUGGUUCCAACAACAAUGACGACAGCAGCAGCUACCAACCCAUCCAAGAAGAGGGGAUGGUUAGAGAGGGCAGUGAAGUGGCACUGUACCCCAGUGAGCCUUUGGGGACUCAUAGAUCCGUCCGAGUUAGCAAAUGCAGUCGUCUCAAACCUCCACCACCUCCACGACGGGACAAACUAGCUGCUCAAGGUGCAAUUGAUGUCUCGGGGGCAACAGCGGUGUGUACCAGAAGAGUAGGGCAAUAUACUCUGGUAGAAAUGACCACCGGUGAGGACGUACCAACUUGCAAUGGAGACGGACAAGAAAAGAGGUCGGAAUGGGUUUGAUUGUCUCUCCAGAUGACUAAGAAGCUUUCAUUUUGAAGCAUAGCGAGUUGAUUGGGACUUGACUGAAACAGAGUGACUUGAUUGGAAUAGACUGCUUGGAGAAACAAGGUGAAAUGAGAGGUAUUAUUAGAUGUCAACGUCAUGGAUACAUGCCAACCCUUGGAUCAGCUACGCCCAUCAGCAUCCACCUGCCUCUUAUGUUGUGUUAGUGCAUUCUGUCUUUCUUUCACAAGCCAGACGGGGCCUUGACCUGUCUUGCCCCUGCGACAAUCAAGGGACACCGAAGGCCUUUCUAAAAACAGGUCUGUUGCAACCACCCAGGGUCUCUGAGGUUAAGCUAAGACUGACAUACUUUCUGCUUCAACAGUAGCGGCCACCAAUCAAGAACAACCCUGAGGGUACGAAGGUGCUUUAAAGUUCCUCCAAAAUCCUCCAGCCUGAAAAAACUCAGGAACUGUCGAUUGUCAGUCAACUGGACCGCAUCAUAAAGCAAUUACUGCCUAGGCUGCUUUUGUAUUUAUGUAGGUAGCCUGUAACACUAUUUCAAGGACCCGCUGGGGUUCGGUUUGGAGCUUUAGAACAAACACUUUAAAUAGAGCUCCAUAAUCUGGUGUAACACGAGAGCAAGACGAUGCUCGCCUUUCAGACUCUCAGAAGCGAGCCGCAACAUGUAAACGAUUAGACAUGUUGGUUUUGGACAGUCACCUAGACUGCAGCCCUCCUGUCCUCACAAUGUCAGUCAUGUGUCUUAUUAAACACAACAGGGACUUCUGGGAUUGACUAUUUAUGGAAUUUCCUUAUACAUCACUGAUGAUGAUUUGUAGUAGUAGUUUUUGUCUUUUUUUUGCUGCUAGAUGCUACAGAUCUUUAGUCUGAUGUCAAAUGGUUUGCAAGUUAGUGACUCUUUGGCAUGGUUUCUAUUUUAUUACCUGAACAAAUCACACUCCCCCUUAAAAGGGCAGAGAAAUAUUAUUAAUAUUUCACAUAUUACACAACUUUAAACUGGUGACUAUUAAAGAAAGGACAGACUGCAUGAACUCCUGUAUCUCAAAAUGCAAUGCAUUUAAUUUCACUUAAAGUUCAUUUCAUUUCAAUUGUGAUGACAGCUGGAUUUCAAAUGAAAAAGAAUCAUUUCCAAAAUGAUAACUGGAUCUCACUCAUGCGAGUUCAUGUGACCACAAAGUAACAUAUUACUUGGGGUCUCUAGUAAUGUGCUGAUGAGUUGACUCAGGUGUUUCUGAUUAGAAAAAUGUGUACUGUUGGUAUGCCCUGCUGGGGGCAGC